CUCGCCCCCUCGCAGAGCACCGACCUCUUUGAAAUGAUUGAAAAGAUGCAGGGGAGCAGGAUGGACGAGCAGAGAUGCGCGCUCCCGCCCAGCGUGAAGACGGAGGAGGACUACAUCCCCUAUCCGAGCGUCCAUGAGGUCCUGGGCCGGGAAGGCCCCUUCCCCCUCAUCCUGCUGCCCCAGUUCGGGGGCUACUGGAUCGAGGGCACCAACCACGAGCUGCCCGGCCUGGCCGAGGCGGAGCUGCCGCAGUCGCCGCCCUCCAAGGUGAAGCUCGAAUGCAACCACAUGGCCGGCCUCUACCGGAAGCACUUUCUGGGCAAGGAGCACUUCAACUACUACUCUGUGGACGCCGCGCUCGGCCACCUGGUUUUCUCCCUCAAGUACGACGUCAUUGGGGACCAGGAGCACUUGCGGCUGCUUCUGCGGACGAAGUGCCGGACUUACCACGACGUGAUCCCCAUCUCAUGCCUGACGGAGUUCCCCAACGUCGUCCAGAUGGCGAAGCUGGUGUGCGAGGACGUGAACGUGGACCGCUUCUGCCCCGUCCUGUACCCAAAGGCUUCCCGCCUAAUCGUGACCUUCGACGAACACGUCAUCAGCAACCAUUUCAAGUUUGGGGUCAUCUACCAGAAGCUGGGCCAGACUUCAGAAGAGGAGCUCUUCAGCACCACGGAGGAGAGCCCGGCCUUUGUGGAGUUCCUGGAGUUCCUGGGCCAGAAGGUCAAGCUGCAGGACUUCAAGGGGUUCCGGGGCGGCCUGGACGUGACGCAUGGGCAGACGGGCACCGAGUCAGUCUACUGCAGCUUCCGGAGCAAGGAGAUCAUGUUCCACGUCUCCACCAAGCUGCCCUACACGGAGGGGGAUGCCCAGCAGCUGCAGAGGAAGCGGCACAUCGGCAAUGACAUCGUGGCCAUCGUCUUCCAGGACGAGAACACGCCCUUCGUCCCGGACAUGAUCGCCUCCAACUUCCUGCACGCCUUCAUCGUCGUGCAGGCCGAGAACGCCUGCUCCGCCCACACGCUCUACAAGGUCUCCGUCACUGCCCGGGACGACGUGCCUUUCUUCGGCCCCCCGCUGCCCAACCCGGCUGUUUUCCGGAAGGGGCCCGCCUUCCAGGAGUUCCUCCUGGCGAAGCUGAUCAACGCCGAGUACGCCUGCUGCAAGGCGGAGAAGUUCGCCAAGCUGGAGGAGCGCACGCGCGCCGCGCUGCUGGAGACGCUGUACGAGGAGCUGCACCUGCACAGCCAGGCCAUGAUGGGCCUGGGCGGCGACGAGGACAAGGCGGAGAACGGCGGCGGCGGCGGCGGCUUCUUCGAGUCCUUCAAGCGGGUGAUCCGCAGCCGGAGCCAGUCCAUGGACGCCGUGGGGCUGAGCGGCAAGAGGCAGAACGCCGUCUCCGCCAGCCACAGCGGCGGCUUCGGGCACAACAACCCGGACGUCGCCAAGGCCGCCGGCAUAUCAUUGCUUGUCCCCGGAAAAGCGCCAAGUAGAUACGGACGUCGGGGCAGCGCCAUAGGCAUAGGAACCGUGGAGGAGUCCCUGAUCGUCCCUGGGAAGAGCCCAACGCGGAAGAAGUCGGGGCCCUUCAGCUCCCGGCGGAGCAGCGCCAUCGGCAUCGAGAACAUCCAGGAGGUGCAGGAGAAAAGAGAGAGCCCGACCGGAGCCCCGAAGGGCCCAGAGAGCGGCCACGUCUCCCAGGAGCCCAAGUCUGAGACCUCGUCCGACCAGAGCUCCCCUGAGCUGCCCACCACCAAGAACAGGCCGGACCCCACGGCCACCAAGCCAGAGGCCCUGCGGGAGUUCUCUCGCUCGUCGUCCAGCGCCAGCAGCUUCGGCAGUGGGGCGGAGGAGCACGAAGGAGGCCGCAAGGAUGACGCCGGCCUGGAGGGCCAGCCGCCGUCGGGCGCUGCGCACAAGCGCGACUCCUUCACCUACAGCACGUGGCUGGACGACAGCCUCAGCACGACCAGCGGGGGCAGCUCCCCAGGCCCUUCCCAUUCUCCCCAGCUGGACCCCCAGACCUCCACGGACGCCCCCUGCCCGGAAAUCAAGAUCCAGCUGGAGCAGGCGGAGCGGCAGCCCCCUCCUCCGGACUGGCUUUCCCCUCCAGGCCGCGCUCCUGCAGCGGAGGAGAAGAAGCACAAACGGAGGGGCCCGGAGGAGGCGCUGGCCCACGUCCUGCAGACUGUCUGA
This is a messenger RNA of Varanus komodoensis (Komodo dragon), 2196 nucleotides long. It is a transcript of the gene RAP1GAP, whose product is annotated as RAP1 GTPase activating protein. The transcript is spliced from 22 exons. Gene Ontology annotation, biological process: activation of GTPase activity; regulation of small GTPase mediated signal transduction. Gene Ontology annotation, molecular function: GTPase activator activity. The coding region runs from base 34 to 2196 and encodes 720 amino acids. Gene Ontology annotation, cellular component: cytoplasm; membrane. The record is from RefSeq and is a predicted model, not a curated record. NCBI's taxonomy places the organism in Eukaryota, Metazoa, Chordata, Lepidosauria, Squamata, Varanidae.